Molecule: messenger RNA, 393 nt
Organism: Thlaspi arvense
Lineage: Eukaryota; Viridiplantae; Streptophyta; Magnoliopsida; Brassicales; Brassicaceae
Source: the annotation of a GenBank genome assembly
UCGUGCUUGUCCAUGGCGAUCAAAGCGGGAAAGGUUUUGAGAACGGCGACGGCUGCUGCGAGGAAGCUCCAACAUAAGCAGUUCUCAGCCGCACAGUCGGCGUCUCCAGCCACAGCGCCGGUGACUCCGUCUUCCGGUGUAGGAACAUUUCUGGGUAUUCCCGAGCUUCCUCGUUCCAACGUCGAUAUAUUGAUCUCCAAGUACAUCAGACUCGCCCAGAAUCGGUUGACGAAGAAGGGUGAAUUCACAGAGGAGAAGCUAACGACAAUGUUGUCUGGUACUGUCGGGAUCAAUGAGACGGUCCAGUUACUAGAGGGCCGCAAAACUGGCGGAGCUUUUUCUACCAAGUCACCCAACGUUCUAUCCAUUGCCAAGCCCAAGAAGAAGAAAUGA